Messenger RNA from Dryobates pubescens (Downy woodpecker), 2768 nucleotides. It is a transcript of the gene SPTLC1, whose product is annotated as serine palmitoyltransferase long chain base subunit 1. Gene Ontology annotation, molecular function: serine C-palmitoyltransferase activity; pyridoxal phosphate binding. The coding region runs from base 48 to 1475 and encodes 475 amino acids. The record is from RefSeq and is a predicted model, not a curated record. The transcript has 15 exons. NCBI's taxonomy places the organism in Eukaryota, Metazoa, Chordata, Aves, Piciformes, Picidae. Gene Ontology annotation, cellular component: endoplasmic reticulum. Gene Ontology annotation, biological process: sphingosine biosynthetic process; ceramide biosynthetic process.
GGCGGUGCCCAUCUGGGCCUCGAAGGCGGAAGCGAGCGGGCGCGGUGAUGGCGGCGGCAGGCGUGGGGCAGCAGUGGGUGCUGGUGGAGAUGGUGCAGGCCUUCUAUGAGGCCCCUACUUACCACCUCAUUUUAGAAGGAAUUCUAAUUCUAUGGAUAAUCAGACUUCUUUUCUCCAAGACAUACAAGCUUCAAGAGCGAUCUGAUCUAACAGCUAAGGAAAAGGAAGAGUUGAUCGAAGAAUGGCAGCCAGAGCCCCUUGUACCUCCUGUGCCAAAAGAUCACCCAGCUCUGAACUACAACAUUGUUUCAGGUCCUCCCACCCAUAUAAUCACUGUUAAUGGCAAGGAGUGUAUAAACUUUUCAUCUUUUAACUUUCUUGGGCUUUUGGAUAAUGAAAAGGUUAAGAGUGCAGCCCAGGCAUCUCUGAAGAAAUAUGGUGUUGGCACUUGUGGACCUCGAGGAUUCUAUGGUACUUUUGAUGUGCAUUUGGAAUUAGAAGAACGACUAGCAAAAUUCAUGAGGACUGAGGAAGCGAUUAUAUACUCAUAUGGAUUUGCAACAAUUGCUAGUGCUAUUCCUGCAUAUUCGAAAAGAGGGGACAUUGUGUUUGUAGAUGAAGCUGCCUGCUUUGCUAUUCAGAAGGGAUUACAAGCAUCUCGUAGCAACAUAAAGUUAUUUAAGCAUAAUGAUAUGGCUGACCUUGAACGACUAUUGAAAGAACAAGAAACUGAAGAUCAAAAGAAUCCUCGCAAGGCUCGUGUAACUCGAAGGUUUAUUGUAGUGGAAGGAUUGUAUAUGAACACAGGAGAUGUUUGCCCUCUUCCAGAAUUGAUAAAAUUGAAGUAUAAAUACAAAGUUAGAAUAUUUUUGGAGGAGAGCCUUUCCUUUGGAGUUCUAGGAGAACAUGGAAGAGGAAUUACUGAACACUUUGGAAUAAAUAUUGAUGAUAUAGAUCUUAUUAGUGCGAACAUGGAAAAUUCACUGGCUUCUAUUGGAGGAUUUUGCUGUGGAAGAUCUUUUAUUAUUGACCAUCAGCGAUUAUCUGGUCAAGGCUACUGUUUUUCUGCAUCCUUACCUCCUUUGUUAGCUGCUGCUGCUAUUGAGGCUCUGAAUAUUAUGGAAGAUAAUCCAGAUAUUUUUCAGACUCUCCGGGCUAAAUGUGAACGAAUUCACAAAGCUUUACAGGGGAUUUCAGGCUUGAAAGUAGUGGGAGAAUCUUUUUCUCCAGCAUUGCACCUACAGCUGAAAGAGAGCUGUGGAUCUCGAGAAGAUGAUGUGAAGUUACUUAAAAGAGUUGUAGAUUAUUGCAUGAACAGUGGUAUUGCGUUAACUCAGGCUCGCUAUCUGGAGAAAGAAGAAAAAUGUCUUCCUCCACCCAGUAUUCGAGUAGUGAUAACAGUGGAACAAACAGAAGAAGAACUGGACAAAGCUGCAUCACUUCUGAAGGAAGCUGCACAGUCUGUAUUGAAUUAGACUGGUAUUUUGCAUUUGUCUUUCUCCAAAUUAUCAGGAUAAAUGUUCCACACUGUAUAGUGACAUCGCUUCAGAUAUUCAAGUUCUUCCACUGAUGGCAUUGAAACUGAGUAACAAGUUUAUUCCAGAAUGGUUUAAAUGCAGUGAGGGGAAGAAUGGUGAAUUCUGGAACUGCUUAAUGACAAGGUGUACUUGCAACUCAGACUCUACCAUUUACAAGAAUUCCUUUAAAUUGCAUUGAGAACACUUUCAUGGGCUGCACCUUAACGUUUUAAGUUUACCUCUUCAAACACUGAAACAUUUUCAAAAACUUACAGGAACAUUCCGUUUUCCCUAAAAACGCCUAAAAUAUAUCAUUUUCUCUGCAUGUUCUCAGAAUAUAGGAACUCAAAAUAAAUGUCAAGGAAUUACACCUCAAAUGAAGAUAGUGCCAAAAAGGAGAGAAUAACCCAUUAAGGAAGAAUUUUGUGUUAUGUUACAUUUAUUAUUGGCUUAAAGAAGGAAUUUAAAUUCUAUUUUGUUGCAACUUUCUCUAACCAUUUUUGGAAGCUAGUUUUUAAGACUGCCUGGUCAGAGAAUUCAGUAUCUAAGUGGUAAACUCAUAUUAAAUAUUAUUUUGCUUCCUAUAUUUCUUAUGCAUACUUGAUAUAAUGGGUAAGGUUUCUCAUAUUAUUAACUUUAAAACAUCUGAACAGAAACAUGAAUUUUGAAACUGCUGUGAUUACAUUACAGUAUGUUCAGUCAGGGGGGGCUUAGCACCAGUCUUGAAGAGGAGUCAUAAGCCAUGUGAAGGGUGAACCAAAGUUUUGAAACAGCAGCUAACUUCACUCAGACUACUCUGAAGCACUAAAAUUGUGUGUGCUAAGUUUUCUCUCUAAACUGUGAUACAUUAGAGGGGAAGAUUCAGAGAUAGCUAAUAAGAGUUUAGAUUAUAUAAAUACUACUGAAACACAAAUCAAUAUGUGCAUAUAAAAUCCCCGUGUCAUUGGAUAUAUGGAGGUUAUGCUGCCAGGAUUUUCAGUAAGCACAGAUGGACAUUACACAGACAAACACAUUACACCAAUCAGAGGAAACUGGUAAGGAAGGACAACAGUAAGCUGUACCUUUUUAUAAAAUAAAACUGUAUCUAUGUGUUUCAGGAUUUUACUUUGAUAAUGUCUGUUUAAAAUUAUUAUACGCUUUGUGGUAUGUUAUCUGGGUUGUUUGUACUUAUGUGUCAUUUUGGUUUCUGCUACACGGACUACAGGACUGUUUUUUGAGAAACAUCAUUGUUUAAAUAAAAAAUUAAUGAGG